CCUAUAUCUAUGGCUGGAGGAAACUGGACAAGAGUUAGUGAGUUUAUCCUCAUGAGCUUCUCCUCCCUACCUACUGAAAUGCAGUCACUACUCUUCUUGACAUUCUUAAUCAUCUACUUGGUCACCCUGCUGGGAAACAGCCUCAUCAUUCUGGUUACCUUGGCUGACCCCAUGCUGCACAGUCCCAUGUACUUCUUCCUCAGGAACUUGGCCUUCUUGGAGAUUGGCUUCAACCUAGUCAUUGUGCCCAAGAUGCUGGGGACCCUGAUUGCCCAGGACACAACCAUCUCCUUCCUCGGCUGUGCCACUCAGAUGUAUUUCUUCUUCUUCUUUGGGGUUUCUGAAUGUUUCCUCCUGGCCGCCAUGGCAUAUGACCGCUAUGUAGCCAUCUGCAGUCCCUUGCACUACCCAGUCAUCAUGAACCUGAGGACACGGGCCAAACUGGCUGUUGCCUCCUGGUUUCCAGGCAUUGCCAUGGCUACUGUGCAGACCACAUGGCUCUUCAGCUUUCCAUUCUGUGGCACCAACAAGGUGAACCACUUCUUCUGUGACAGCCCACCUGUGCUGAGGCUGGUCUGUGCAGACACAGCCCUCUUUGAGAUCUAUGCCAUCGUUGGAACCAUUCUGGUUGUCAUGGUACCCUGUUUGCUGAUCCUGUGUUCCUACACUCACAUCACUGCUGCCAUCCUCAAGAUUCCAUCAGCUAGAGGGAAGCACAAAGCCUUCUCUACCUGUUCCUCUCACCUCCUUGUUGUUUCCCUUUUCUAUGUAUCAUCAAGCCUAACCUAUUUCCGUCCUAAGUCCAAUAAUUCUCCUGAGAGCAAAAAAGUGCUGUCACUGUGCUACACUGUUGUAACUCCCAUGUUGAACCCCAUCAUCUACAGCCUGAGAAAUAAUGAGGUGAAGAAUGCCCUUGGCCGAACCUUCCACAAGGCUUUAGGUGUCAGAAACUGCAAUCUGCAGACCUUUUGA
Molecule: messenger RNA, 972 nt
Organism: Hippopotamus amphibius kiboko
Lineage: Eukaryota; Metazoa; Chordata; Mammalia; Artiodactyla; Hippopotamidae
Product: olfactory receptor 10A5-like
Exons: 1
Coding region: 10-972 (320 amino acids)
Biological process (GO): G protein-coupled receptor signaling pathway
Cellular component (GO): membrane
Molecular function (GO): G protein-coupled receptor activity; olfactory receptor activity
Source: RefSeq, a predicted model, not a curated record